AUGAUUGAAAUACUUUAUAGAGGAGGAAUGAUUAGACCACAUAUCAGAAGACCUUUAAUUUCAUCUUUAGAACUAUAACCCAUUGAUGAUCUCUCAUUAAAAUAACCCUUAACAUUACAUUCUUGUUCAUCGACUCCUGUGAUUACCAAAAUUGAAUUUCUUAAUAGAAGAGCCGAAUCUGAAAAAGAAUUUAAAAAAGUGCAUAAUACCAAAUCAAGUUUAGGUGAUACCAAUAACAAAGUGGAAUACUACUCCAAAGAUAAUAAUAUUAGAAAUCAAUUACAACCGAUUACAGAAGAAUAUUAAAAUCUGAAGUAUUCAAUUAUAAUCAAAACCAUGUUAAUCAUUUAAUUUGGAAUUAAUAAAGAUAUUAAAAUUCUUAAGAAUAAAUAUCACAAGAUUAAUUUUAUUCAAUUCUAGAUAAUCCAAAUAAAAUUACCUAAUCCGAAUAAUUUUAUAGCCUUAUAGAUAAAAGUUCUUUUUGACAUACUUUCAAUAAGAAUUAAGCAAGAAAAUGAAGUUAUUUUAUCAUUAACUAAUUUAUUUAUUCCUAAUUUUGGGUUGAUUUGA
Paramecium tetraurelia is the source of this 570-nucleotide messenger RNA. RefSeq lists its product as uncharacterized. The record is from RefSeq and is a predicted model, not a curated record. NCBI's taxonomy places the organism in Eukaryota, Ciliophora, Oligohymenophorea, Peniculida, Parameciidae. The transcript is spliced from 3 exons.